AUUAUCUUUUCUUUCUUUCUUCCUCGGUCCUCCCUCCGCAUUUUCUGCUCGGAAAAUCCUCUCAGUUCUUCUCUGGUCGGGAGGAGAGCCCUUCGAUUGAGGCUGCCAAAGGUGUUUGAUUAAGCAAGGAGAUAUAGAUCUACCUUGAGUGAAGAAGAAGAAGAUGAUGAAUCGCUGCGUCUAUCAACAGUCCGUUUGCGAAGAGAUGAGCGCUUCUGCUUUGAACGCACUAGUUUGCCCUAAACCUCGUCGCAUCGUCACUCUAAAUUCAUCCACUAAUGGACAGAUCAAACCUCCGAGAUAUCAAACUAGUCAUCAAUUGAAGGCGGCUGAGGUUGAAGGAGGAAACGAGCUUUUUGAUUUUAUUCUCCCUAAGGGAAAUUUUGGUUCUGGAGUGGCUUCAUCGCCACCAUAUUUUUACGGAUCUCCUCCAAGCAGGACUUCCAAUCCAAUAACACAAGAUACUCGAUUUGUCAAUAACAUGUAUAGUAGUAGUCCAUUAUCAUCCCCUGCACAAACAAUGCUUGCAACAUCACCAUCUUCGUGUGGACGAAUGAAAUUUGUGCACAAACCGGCUGCCAAAAGGGUUGAGGGGUUCGAUUGCUUGAGCCGAGAUCUCGACAAUUGCAGCAUUUCAGCUGUAGCUUGAAGAUAAUGUUGAGGAUGGGGAUAAGGAUGAUUUACCCUUUCUUCUUGACAAUGUUGAGAAUGAAUCAAUGGUAAAAACUAAUGAGGUGAAAAAUUUUGGUUUCUUUGAGAAAAAAUGGAGAAAAGUUAAGUGUUUGUACAUAGUUGAAUGAUCAAUAUGGUCCAUUUACUAUGGUAAAUUUUUUUUUUUUUUUAGAUUUGGGGCCUAAGUUUUUUUUUUACUUACAAGUAAAAAUCUAGUAUGGUUGAGAAGCAUUUCAUUCUGGUUUAGAGAUUUAACAAUAAAGAAGGAGAUGAAGAUGAACUAUAUAUUUCAUUUUUUUUUCCAUUGUUAAAAAAAAUGUUUAGGGAUUGAAAGUGAUGUAUAUUCACUUUUUUUCUCUUUUUCA
Molecule: messenger RNA, 1037 nt
Organism: Impatiens glandulifera
Lineage: Eukaryota; Viridiplantae; Streptophyta; Magnoliopsida; Ericales; Balsaminaceae
Exons: 4
Coding region: 164-649 (161 amino acids)
Source: RefSeq, a predicted model, not a curated record